AUGUCGCCGACCCCGAUCCACCAAUCACUGUCCGCCACCCACGCUUUUCCUACUCACCGCGCUCACGAUUACCGCGCGCACUUCUCCUGUUCGUCGCCGAAUCUCGCAGCAGCUGCUGUCGAGGCGGCGGCAUCUGCGGCGGCAGCCAGCGGCAUAGGAGCCAGCCGAGUGUUACACGAGCGGUUAUGCCUUCGCAUCGAUGUCGCCAACCAAUCGCUCGCGGGAUUCGCGGAACUGCACGUUUCCUUGCCGUCCGCCAAACUUCCGCUCGUUCCGCCCGCGGAUCGUGCUCCGCCACCCCGCGAUCCUUCCGCUGUGCCGGAGUCUCCUUCUAGGUCGCAGGCGGCUUCCGCUCCCCCGCUGCCAGGCGCUUCCGGUUCCGCUGGCGUUGCGCGGACUCGUUCAUUGGAUGAGUGCGUUGCACGUGAUGUUGGGGGGGCGCGUGCGGGGGCGCAGGCGCAGGAAGAGGGGGGGGACCGCGAGAACGCGGGGGAUCUGGGCCCCGCGCUGUGCUUCCACGCUCGCGGAUUACAUAUCCGCCACGUGGCAGUCGAUGGCGUGCCCGCGCCGUUCUAUCUCCUCCGCCCGGCCCUCCCGCGAUCUAAACGCGGGGGGCGCGACGAGGGCAGGGCGGAAAGGCAAGGGGGAAAGCGGAGAGCUUCGGGGGUUAAACGAGCGGAACGACAACGGGCGGAGAAGGGCGGGGAGAGAGGGCUAGGGCCAGACGUGGAUAUCGAGUUAUCUAGUGGCGGAAGCGACGGUGACGGUGGCGGCAGCGACGCGGAGAGGGCAGUGUCAGGAGCAGGUGUUCGGGUUGCAUCGGGUUCCGCCAUCAAGGAGACAAAGCGGGCGCGCGGAAAACGUCCGCGCAGGCGCGCAGGCGCAGGGGGGGUGGAGCGGGAAGCGCAGGCGCGGAGGGUGGAAGCGGGUGGGUCAGCGAGCAUGGGGAUGGGGGAGGGGUGGGAUGGGACGGUGGAGGGCGCAGCGGAGAGCGGAUACGCGCAGUAUCUGCGGCUCGUGCACGAGGAGCGCGUGCCUGAGCUGGUCGUGUGGCUGCCACGUGCUGUGACAGCAGCGCUGCAGGCACAGGCGCAGGCGCAAGCGCUAGCGCAGGCAAACGCACGGGGAGUGGCAGGGGUUACAGCAGCAAGCGGCGCGGGCGGGGCAACGAGUACUGGAGACGCGGCUGCAGCAGAGAGCAAGGAGAAGGAUAAGGAGCGAGAGAGGGAGAAGGAGAAGGAGAAAGAAAAGGAGAAAGAGAAGGAGAGAGAGAGGGAGGGAGCAGGGGCAGGAGAGGGCGAGGGCGGGGAAGGAGGAGCGGAGGUGGUGGUGAGAGUGAGAGUGGAUUACCAGUUAGCGCCGCAGCAUGCGGCCUGCACGCCCCACACUCCCUUCAACAGCAGCGGCGGCAGUGGCAACGGCAGCAGGGGGGAUUGGGGGAGCGGUGGUGGAGUGCACUUCGCAGGGGGGUGGAUGCACACUGUGCUGGGCGUGCCGCGCAGGGCGCGCUGCUGGAUGCCGUGUGUUGACUCCCCCCGCCACCGCUGCUCCUUCCUCCUCUCCCUCUCUGUCCCGCAGCCCCUCCGCGCAGUUGCUCCUGGCACGCUCGUCUCGCUCUCCCCUGGGGGCGGGGAGGCUGGGAGCGAAGCGGGCGGGUGUGGAUUGUGCGGUUGUGUGGGGGGAAGAGGGGAGGGUGCGGUGAACGGGGCAGGGGAAGGGGGUGAAAAAGGCAAGGGGGAACGCGAGGGUGGUAAGAUAUGUCCUGCUUGUGGAGCCGCAUCAACGCCCCAACCCACCACCCUAAACUCGCACCCCCUCCCCUCACACACCCCCAUCCAGCCCCCCUCCGCACACCCGUCCCCCUCCUCCCCCGCUCUGCACACCUUCACCUACCAGAUGCCUGUACCAAUAGCAGCGCACCAGGUGGCAAUCGCCGUGGGUCCGUUCGUGGAGCUGCGGGAUCCGCGCUGCCCCGCGCUGUCCCACUGCUGCAUGCAGCCCGUGCUGGCGUCCGGUGCUCUUGCGCGCACCACCGCCACCAUAGACGCCGCGUUCCGAGUGUUUGAGGACUACAUGGGCUCGCCUUUUCCCUUCCCCUCGCACCGCCUGCUCUUCCUGCCAGAGGCCCAUGGCGAACCCGACCCUGCUGUCUCUGCUGCUGCCACUGCUGCCGCCGCUGGUGAUUCAGCAGCAGCUGCAGCAGCAGGGAGAGGCAGUCAGUGCAGCAGCAGUGAUCCCACCCGGAGCAGCAGCAGAAGCAGCAGCAGCGGGGGCAGCGGCGGCAGGCGGUCGCUGUGCCCGCUGGAGGGGCGGUGCGUCUCAGGCGCAGCACUAGUCCUCAUAGACUCCAGUCUGCUGGUCACCGAUCGGGACAUUCACACGGCACUCUCCUCGCGCCUGCGCCUCGUGCGCGCGCUCGCAUCCCAGUGGUUCGGCGCAUUCAUCUCGGCAGAAAGCCCUGCGGACGAGUGGCUCGUGGAGGGCUUAGCAGGGCACCUGGUGCAGGUGUUUGUGCAGCGGUGCUUGGGUGGGAACGAGGCGAGUUACCGGCGCGUGAAGGCCAAUGAUGCGGUGUGCGCUGCUGAUGUUGAUGGUGCUGCUGCACUGUGUCCCCGCCCGUCGCUCGCUGCUGCUGUCGCUGCGUCGUCUGCUGCACAUGCUGCGGCUUUGGCUCUUGGAGUAGGGGAGGGGAGAGGCGGAGAAGGCGGGGAGGCCAGGGGGAAGGGGGUCGGAGAAGCAGGAGAAGGGGGAGGAGGGGGAAGAGGAGGAGGAAGAGGAGGGUAUGGAGUGGAGGCAGCAGCAGCAGCGGCGUGGAAAGCAUGUGCGUUACAAUCCUCGCAACCACCGCAAUCCUCCUCCUCACAAUCAUCCUCCCAGGCGCCACAGCCGUUCGCAGCGCCCUUUGCGCUGCACCCACCGGAGCUCGUGUCGCUCGACGCAGCAGCAAAGCGACUGAGAGCGAGCAAGGCAGUGGCAGUUGUUGACAUGCUGGCUAGGCAAAUGGGUGCUGACGCCUUCCGGAAGCUUCUCCAGAGGCUCAUGCUCCGCUCGCAGGCCACCUCCCGGCGGCUUCGCUCGCUAAGCACCGCGCAGUUCCGGCACUUAGCGAACAAAGUUGGGAACUUGGAGAAGCCGUUUUUGAAGGAUUUUUUCCCGCGCUGGUUGCACUCUCCGGGCUGCCCCCGGCUGUCGCUGGCGUUUGCGUACGUGCGGCGGCGGAAUGUAAUCGAGCUGGCUGCCAGGAGGGAAGCCACGGCCCGCCCUGACCUCACUGCUCUCUCCUCCUCCCCUGACGCCCCUCCCCUGCCCCCCUCCGCUGCCGCCGCUGCCGCCGCUGCCGCCGCCGCUGGUAGCGUUGGGAGGGACGGGGGGGCAGGCGUUGAGGGUGGGGGGAUGGGCGCGGGAGGGGAGUUUGGAGGUCUGGUGGACGAGUUGGGAUGGGCGGGGAUGGUGAGCAUAAGAGUACAAGAGCCAGAGGGGCAUUUUGACCACCCGUGCCUGCCGCUGGGCGGCGACAGCUGUCUGCUCCUGGAACUGCCGUGCCACUCGAAGCUGGCUCUGCGGCGCGUGGCGCAGGCAGGGAAGAAGGGCGCAGGGGGAGGCGCAGGGGGGGCGCCGGGGGCAGGGGAAGAGGAGGCAGGCGCAGGGGCAGACACGGCAGCAGCAGGAGGUGCAGGAGGAGCGGGAGGAGCAGGAGGCGGUGUAGGUGCGGGUGGGGAGGGGAAGGGCGGGGGGGGAGACAUGCCGGUGCUGUGGAUGAGGGCGGAUCCGGACAGGGAGUAUCUAGCUCACAUGCGCCUCUCUCAACCCGUCCCCAUGUGGACCGCCAUGCUCGCCCGAGACCGAGACGUGACGGCACAGGCAGCAGCGGUGGCAGCGCUGCAGCAGGUGGGGGAUGCGGCAGCAGCGAGUGCGCUCUUUGCGUGUCUCUGUGAUGCUUCUGUGUUCUGCCGGGUGCGUGCAGAUGCAGCGCUGGCCCUCGCGCAUUGCUGCACUGCCGCCUCCUUCGCCCCGUCCUCCCCGUCGCCCUCGCUCCCCCCCGCCGCUGCUGCCAACACGACAGACCAUUCCCCUGCUCUACCGCAGACACCCCCCGGCACUGCCGGUACCAUCACCACCACCACGACUACUAUCACCAUCGGGACUGGUUGUGGGGCCGGCAGUGGGAGUGGCAGUGGCAGCAGCAGCAGUGCGCUACCAGGGUUGGACCUCCUGCUACGUUUCUACAAAGACCGAUUCUUCGACCCGCUCACAGGCCUCCCCCGCUGCAACGACUUCACCGACUGGGCAGAGUACUUUGUCCAGAUCUGCAUCCCAGCAGCGGUGGCCUCAGUGAGGGAUGCGCGGGGGUGCUCCCCCGUGGCAGCGGUGUCGUUCCUGCUCUCGCUGCUGCUGCACAAUGACAACUCGCGCAACGCCUGGGACGACUCGCACUUCCUGUCCGCGGUCAUCUCUGCCAUUGCGUCGCUAAAACUCUCUCCGCCUGACCACUUCCUUUGCAGAACCGCCACCGGCAGUGCUGCCGCCGCUUGCUCUCCCCACACGGUACACGCACACGCACAGGCACACGCACAGGUGGCGCUACAAGGGGAGUGGCGCGCAGCAGGCAUGAGCGUCAGUCCCGUGCUGGCUGCACGAGUGGUGCAGCAGCUGCAGCGCUACCUCUCCUUUGACCGCAUUCUCCCCUCCUCCCUCCGCCGCGUGUCUGCCUCCUGCCUGCACGCGCUCACGCACCUCUCGCUCUCGCUGCCCCCGUCCGCCUGCGACCUCCCUGCGCUGCGCUCGCUGUUGCUCAGUCAUGCCGGGAGGUAUCCGGUCUCCCUAGACCCGCUCCUGCGUCUGCUGCUGCAUGUGACUGUGGGUUGCCAUGCCGAUCCCUCCCUCCGCGUGCGAGUGAAGCUGCUCACCCACUCCUCCCCCUCCAUCCGCCACCUCUGUGCUCUCCUCGGCGCUCCCUCUGUCGCCCUGCCGUCCCCGUCCCACCCUGUGUCUGCUGGGCCUGCGGGUGGGAGGAGCAGGGAGGGCAGCCGGAGGAGAAGCGGAGGGGGGACGCCGUGGCUCACCCCUGGGGGAGGGGCGGGGGGAAGCACCACCAGCACGGGCAGCGUGGGGGCAAAGGGCGGAGCAGGGAGCGUGGGGGGAGCAGGGGGAGGGGAAGCGGGGGAGGCAGGGGCGGCGGGUGUGGUGGGUGUGGUGGGUGCUGUUGGUGGUGUGGGUGGUGCUGGGGAGGCAGGAGGAGGAGGGUCACGGGGAGGGGUGGAGGAGGGGAGGGUGGGGAAAGUGAAACUGAGGUUCAAAACGGCUGCAUCCCCCUCCUCUGCUGCCAGUGCGGAAGCAGGUAGUAGUGGUGCGAUGGCAGGGGCAGGGGGGGAGGCGGGGCAUGCUCAGGGGGAGAUGGGGCGGGCAGGAGGCGUAUCAGGGCUUGGGGCAGGGGCAGGGGAUGGGGGGGGGAUGCCAGGGGCGGUUAGGGGGAGGGGGGGGAAGACAAGGGGGAGUGAGCGGAGCAGUGAGAGUUAUGGAGGGGGGAUGGGGGAGAGGAGUGUGGGAGAGGGGGGGGGAUGGGGAGAGGAAGGCGGAGGGGGAGGGGGAGGGGGAGCGGGAGGGGAAUUGGGGAAAGGCAGUGGGGAGGCGAGUGGGGGGAGUCAUGGUGUGGAGGGGAGAAGCGGGAGUGUGGGGGGGCGGAUGAGUGCAUGGGCGGAGGGGGUAGAGCAGGGCAAGGGGGAGGGGGAGGGAGAUGGGGGGAAAGAAAUUCCGCUAGGAGGGAAGCAGCAAGAGGGCGGGGAGGCAGUGAUAUGCGGUGAGAAGGAAGUAGGAGGGGUUGAGAGAGGUGGAGAGGGUGAGGAGGAAAGGAAGCAGAUGAUUGCAGGGAACGAUAAGGAGAGGGGCGAAGGGGAUGGUGGAGUUGGGGAGAAGGGAGGUGGUGAGGGGAGGGGGGAAGGAUUAAAUGCCGAGGAAAGAGAAGGCAAGAAUGGGGGAGCGAGGAGCAGUGGUGGUGAGAUAGGUGGGGUUGGUGGCGCUGUGGGUGGUGGGGCAAAUGGAGGGGAGGAGGUGAAGGGGGAGAGGGGCAGUCAAGGGACAAGGGAUAAUGAGGAGAAGCGAAGUAAGAAGAAGAGGAAGAGAGGGGAGGGGGACCAUGGGCGGGAGGAUAGGAAGAGCAGUGGGAAGAAAUCAAAAGAUGAGAGCGACAAGGAGAAGGAUAAGGGUAGGGAUAAGGGUAAGGAUAAGGAGAAGGAGAGGGAUAAGGAGAAGGGUAAGCGUGAUGGGAAGAAGGAAAAGGAAGACAGUGAGAGGAAGAAGAAGAAGCGGGAAAUGCGGGAGGGUGAGACAGAGGCAGAGCACAAGGAGAGGAAACGGCGAAGGAAGGAGGAGAAGAAGCUAAAGAAGAAGAGAGAGAAGGAGGAGAGGAGGAAGGGGGAGGCAGCGGAGGGGAAGAAGAAGAAGCGAGACGGGACGGGCAGUAGCGGUGGUGAGAGGGAGAAGGAGAAGGGAGAGAGGACGGUGCGAGCCGAGGCAGAUGGUGCAGGGGCGGAAGGGGAAGCAGGUAGCUUGCAGGGGGAUGCAGUGGGUGGUGUAUGCACGCAGCAUAGCAGGCAGCAGGGCACGCAAGGCAGCACCCAGGAAAGCACCCCUGGUGUAAAAGAAGUGGACGAAUCAGGUGGCGAUGAGAGCGCCGGGGACGAGAGGGAAGGGGGUGGUGGUGAUGGGGAUGGGCAUGCGGAUGGGGAUGGGGAUGGGGAUGGGGAUGGGGAUGGGGAUGGGGAUGGGGAUGGGGGUGGGGUCAUAAAUUCCCCCUCCGCCUUCCGCUCCUCACUUUCAGCGCAUUCUCCUUCCUUCCUCUCCGCCGUCUUCCUUGCGCGGAGCGGCGGAAUGGAUCCCAUGGCGUACGCGGACGAUCUCGUGCGCGAGCUGCUGGUUUUCCGCGGAUUCGCGCACACGCUAGCGGCAUUCGAGGCGGAACUUGCGGCGGACAAGCUGCAACCGCCCCAGGCGCAGCGCGUGGUGCAUCACAUCAUGCGCGAGCUCAUUCCCGCGCUGGACUGGCGCGCGCUCGCGCGCCUCUUCCUGGUGCUCCGCCAGCGCUUCCUGGCGCGCGCGGACGGCGCGAGCUGCGCGGCGCUGGAGGAGCUGGAGAUGGGCGUGCAGCGGCUGUUCAUGGUGACCGCCAUGCGCGCAGGCAGGCGCGCGGAGAUGGUGCGCGUGCUGGAGGACAUGGGGGAGAGCGUGCAGGCGCUGCUCAUGACCGCGCCCCAUGACUGGACGCUCUGGUUCG
This is a messenger RNA of Closterium sp. NIES-65, 7270 nucleotides long. The record is from the annotation of a GenBank genome assembly. NCBI's taxonomy places the organism in Eukaryota, Viridiplantae, Streptophyta, Zygnematophyceae, Desmidiales, Closteriaceae.